CCACUGCCAAUCACGUGAAAUUGACGUUGGCAUGCCCUUCUUCAAGCCCCAAAGCUGCGCGCUGCCGCGCUCGCGCCAGCUACAAAACACCAGCAAGCGCAAUGGGGUGCGGAGCACGAUUUUCAACACCGUAGGCGACUGGUAUGUGGGGGAGUGGCUUGAGGACCAGAAAACCGGAAAAGGAGUGAUUGGAACCAGGGACGGGCAGCGCUAUGAGGGCGAGCUUGCGCAGAACCGAAGACACGGCUUUGGGGUGCUGGCGCAGCGCAUUCCAGGCACGGACGUUUUCCGGCUCAGCUACAGGGGCAACUGGCAGCGCGGCCGAAUGCACGGCGAAGGUUUGCGCGUGUUUCCGGACGGAAGUUUCUACAUCGGGCUGUUCCGGCACGGCAAACGGCACGGCCAUGGACGCCAGUGGUAUGCAGAUGGCGCCUUCUUCGACGGCCAGUACGUCAGCGACGUGCGCGAGGGUUUAGGCUUAUUGAUCAGAGCGGACGGAAAUCGAUUCGAGGGUGAGUGGAAGAAGGACCGACAGCAUGGAAGGGGCAGAUUCUAUCACUUGAAGAGCGGACAGCUGCAAGAGGGCGUUUGGGUCGACGGUAGUUGUGUGCACAGCCGCAUGAGGGACAUUGACUACCGGCAGUGUUGCAUCGAGCCAACCGCCUACGCCAUUCCGGAAGUGGCACUGUUGCACGCCGACGACGUUAGCCAUUUGGCCACUGAGGGCGCUUUGCCGGGAAUCCCUGAUUGGUCGGGAUUGCAAUAUAAUUAUUAUUAAUUAUCAA
Molecule: messenger RNA, 785 nt
Organism: Dendroctonus ponderosae (mountain pine beetle)
Lineage: Eukaryota; Metazoa; Arthropoda; Insecta; Coleoptera; Curculionidae
Product: MORN repeat-containing protein 3
Exons: 4
Coding region: 32-778 (248 amino acids)
Source: RefSeq, a predicted model, not a curated record